Eptesicus fuscus (big brown bat) is the source of this 1141-nucleotide messenger RNA. RefSeq names its product growth factor, augmenter of liver regeneration (gene GFER). Lineage: Eukaryota; Metazoa; Chordata; Mammalia; Chiroptera; Vespertilionidae. Gene Ontology annotation, cellular component: mitochondrion. Bases 422 to 1045 code for a protein of 207 amino acids. Gene Ontology annotation, biological process: liver development. The record is from RefSeq and is a predicted model, not a curated record. Gene Ontology annotation, molecular function: flavin adenine dinucleotide binding; flavin-dependent sulfhydryl oxidase activity. The transcript is spliced from 3 exons.
GGCCGCGGCGCACCUUCCACAACACGCUGCUCUUCUCCUGGAGGAAGCGGGAGCCUCGCCGUGGACCUCGCCAGCCGGGGGCCGCGGAACAAGGCCCAGGGGCGUGGGCAGCACCCGGGCCUCUGGCCCCGCCUCAGCCCGGGCCCGAGAAUCAGGCGGGUCCUUGACCCGAACCUCAGCCUCAGGCUCUGCCUCCUUCCGGGUGCGGGCCCCGGCCCCCAGCCCCGCCCCCACGCCGGGCUCCGCCUCCGCCGCACUCAGACCCCAGCCGCAGCCGCAGCCCGGCCUCCGCGCCCGAGCCCGCGGCGUGCGCGCUGGGUUCCUGUGGCCGCGCCUUGGGGCUGCGCGCACGCGGGUCUGAAGGCCGACUUGGAGGCCCUUCUGGAGGCCAGGCUGGCCCGGCAGACACUGCGCGGGCAACAUGGCGGCGCCCAGCGAACGGGGGCGCUUCGGGGUCGGGAACCUCUUCUCCUUCCUGCCCGGCGGCGCGCGCUCCGAAGCAAUGGAGGACCUGGUGACGGAUGCGCGCGGCCGGGGCGCGGGACGGAGAGACUCCGCCGCCGCCUCGGCCCCAUCUCCAACCCUGGCACCGACCCCCGAACCUCAGGUCGCCGAGGACAGUUCCCGGAGACGGCACUGCCGUGCCUGCGUGGACUUCAAGUCAUGGAUGCGGACGCAGCAGAAGCGGGGCAGCAAAUUUAGGGAAGAUUGUCCUCAGGAUCGUGAGGAACUGGGCCGCCACAGCUGGGCCGUCCUCCACACACUGGCUGCCUACUACCCCGACCUGCCCACCCCAGAACAACAGCAAGACAUGGCCCAACUCAUACACUUAUUUUCCAAAUUUUACCCAUGUGAGGAAUGUGCAGAAGACAUAAGGAAGAGGAUAUGUAGGAACCAGCCAGACACGCGCACACGGGCAUCUUUCACCCAGUGGCUGUGCCGCCUGCACAACGAGGUGAACCGAAAGCUAGGCAAGCCGGCCUUCGACUGCUCCAAAGUGGAUGAGCGCUGGCGCGAUGGUUGGAAGGAUGGCUCCUGCGACUAGAGGGCGGGCGGCCAGCGAGAGCCCGUGGGGGCUGCCUGGCUAGAGAGGGGCAGGGCAAUCAUUAAAGUGCAUCGGAGCACUCUUUAAAGUGUGGCA